UAUACAACACUAGCUUGACGUUGCGCUUUGAUGUAAAGCGCUACCUGUUAGAGGACAACACGAGAUUAACACUCUAACAAAAAGUUUGGAUUAACUGAUGACACCACGACAUUUACCGUGACCGCUCAAGAACAAGCAGGAGAAAUCUCGAUUGUGAGUUGUUUUCAGGGUCAAAUAUGAGUGCUCAAUUGGGGAGAGAGAGAUCGAGAAGUCUAAAAUCUGCGGUGCUGAGUGGAAGUUUCGAGCGUAAAAUGCGAGCCGAGACCUUAAACGCACAAGAAAAUGCACGACUCGAAAAACAGCAGCGCGAUAUCGAUCUGUUUAAGAACAACACAGAGAAAAUACACAUGGCGGAAAAAAACAAGGUGCAAUCACGAAUGCAAAGUUUGCGGAAAAUUGUUCUUAGCAGAACACAAUCGAGUGAGAGUACGUCAUCUUCGACAGUCAGCUCCAAGAUGUAUGGUGAAUGUGUUCGCUUUCCGAGGCUUCCAAACUCGACAGAUACUAACGGGAAAUUGUCAAUAGAAACCUGUACGGAAAAUUAUCGAUCUGCUCCUGAGUUGCAUUUGGUCUGUGAAGAAAAUGGAAAAGUAGCGACUCAUCUUCCCUCAAUAAAAGAUGCUAUCAGUGCAGGCGCUCGAGCUAAGCGAAGGACUCUUGUCACGGUGGACAAUGAAAGUUUGAAUAUAAUUGCUGACCGUAGACGAAGCAGAACUCAGUCACAUAGUGUAGUGGAAGAUUUAAAACUUCCAUCAAACAGGGUCGCUCUUAAAUCAACAGUACAAGAUUGUUACGGGACACCCUUAGCUAGCCGCAGAGAUCUCAUAGCGGUAAAUUCUUUCCAGCCAAAAGAACUUAGCAACUUGAAUUCGCGGAGGCGAAGUCUUAGUACGGGUGAUAUGACAUUAACGGAGAGAGUCAACUCGUUUUUGGAAAGUAUCGAAACUUCUCCCCUUGUUGAUCAAUCGAGGGGUAGUUGUAGUAGCUCUUGUUCAGAUGAUGAAAAUGACGCUAUUUAAAAUAUGAAAUCACUGGAGUAAAGUAUAAAUUAUGGACUUUUUUUCCUCAUCGAUUUACAUGAAUUGUUCAAUUGCGUAGCAUGUAUGCAUCGGAAACCGAAGUAUAGUAGUGAAUUUCAACAGUCCGUUCGUCUGAGUUUCCAAUCACUUUAAACAUUAGAAUCUAUAGCUGUCAAAUAAAAUA
This is a messenger RNA of Pocillopora verrucosa, 1203 nucleotides long. RefSeq lists its product as uncharacterized. The record is from RefSeq and is a predicted model, not a curated record. Lineage: Eukaryota; Metazoa; Cnidaria; Anthozoa; Scleractinia; Pocilloporidae.